AACGGGAUCAACAGAAGGCAGAAGGCAGAAGUUGUCAGGAGGUUCACGAAGGAACAGCUGAUUAAACCGCACAAUGGGACCUCUGCUAGGUCUCGUGUUGUCGGUGUUGGCAGCACUUGCGCCGGCAUCUGGAUCUAAAGUACAGAGGAUCCCGAGUCGGCCAUGUCUGCGCCAUGGAUACAACGACACCAUCUAUGAACACAGCGCCAAGGAGUUCUGGGGCACCCGGGAUAUACCACUGUCCAAGUACCGGGGAAAGGUUGUGCUCAUCGCCAACGUGGCGACCUACUGAGCCUUCACUCACCAUUACUUGGGUAUGAAUGCACUACAAUCCAAGUUUCAAAAUGACCUCGUCGUCCUGGGAUUCCCCUGCAACCAGUUCGGAUUGCAAGAGCCGGGAGCAAACGCAACUGAAAUCAUGAACGGAAUCAACCACGUUCGACCCGGCAACAACUUUCAACCAAAUUUCCAAAUGUUUGCCAAAAUUGAUGUAAACGGGGAGAAUGAACACCCACUCUUCACUUACCUCAAGCUCCACUGCCCCACCACCAGAGAUGGGUUUGCCAGCAAAGCCAACCUAUUUUACGAACCAUUCAAGAACUGGGACGUUCGCUGGAAUUGGGAGAAAUUCCUCAUCGACCGGUCCGGCCGGCCGGUUAUACGUUACGACGCCAGCACCAACCCAGAAGUAAUCACCAAGGAUAUUGAGAACCAAAUCAAACUGGGAUCUUAAAACAGUCCAGAUAAAAACAUCAGAUUAGCCUUAGUUGCCAACAGUUUUAAUUAGUAAAUUAUAUUUACACUUAAAUUAUUGGGAUUUUGGAAAAUAGAUGAUAUUGUAAUUAAUUACUCGAGCAUUAACGAACGAGCAUUAAUGAAAAAUUAA
Molecule: messenger RNA, 886 nt
Organism: Macrosteles quadrilineatus (aster leafhopper)
Lineage: Eukaryota; Metazoa; Arthropoda; Insecta; Hemiptera; Cicadellidae
Product: epididymal secretory glutathione peroxidase-like
Exons: 5
Coding region: 317-733 (138 amino acids)
Biological process (GO): response to oxidative stress
Molecular function (GO): glutathione peroxidase activity
Source: RefSeq, a predicted model, not a curated record